AUGGCUGAAAACGAAGAGCAACCGCUGACCACUCAUCCAAUCUACGCCGAACGGGACGAUGCAGAAACAGAGGUAAAUGAAAUGCCAGUCGACUUGAAUCAAGCGACAAACCUCCCAGAAGGCCCGAUCCAACUUCCUCAAAUCAAAGACGCUCUUGACGGGAAGGCCAAUUGGGUGGAAUGGGAACGCAAGGUGAAGUGUAUCCUGGCAAGCAAAUCUUUCCACGGUUUGAUCGACAAGAAAAUCCCACGCCCCCAGUACGCUCCAAGGGACGCAGCGGCCAAUAGAUGGCGAUUUUGCAGCAUGAAUGUUGCGACGUGGUUACUCAGGAGCAUCUCAGUCGCCCUGUAUGAUGAGAUACAGAUUCCACACUAUGAGCCGACAUUUGCAGACGACCUGUGGAAUGCUUUGAAAACCACGUGCCAGCCUCGCCAUGUCUAUUACGACCUCAAAACAUGGAAGGCAUUUACAGCUAUCGGCACAUCGGAUUACAACAGUCUUGAAGCCUACACCGCGGCCUAUUUGGAGGUCUAUUUUGAGGUGCGGGAGGCAGGUUUCAGACCCAACCCAUAUGCCUUGAUCCUGGAUUUCUGGCAGAGAUCCAGGUAUUCAACCCGCCCUUGGCAGAGAAGAUAG
This is a messenger RNA of Penicillium waksmanii, 636 nucleotides long. RefSeq lists its product as uncharacterized. The transcript is spliced from 2 exons. The record is from RefSeq and is a predicted model, not a curated record. Lineage: Eukaryota; Fungi; Ascomycota; Eurotiomycetes; Eurotiales; Aspergillaceae. Bases 1 to 636 code for a protein of 211 amino acids.